Molecule: messenger RNA, 309 nt
Organism: Schistosoma turkestanicum
Lineage: Eukaryota; Metazoa; Platyhelminthes; Trematoda; Strigeidida; Schistosomatidae
Source: the annotation of a GenBank genome assembly
AUGAUUUGCGUUUUAGUAACUCCAUCGGAAAUUUGCGCACUACCAAUGAAAAAAGGUUAUUGUCUCCAAAACAAACCACGUUUCUAUUACAGUUCAGCUGAAAAAAAGUGUUUGCCAUUUACUUUUAAAGGUUGCGGUGGCAAUGAAAACAGAUUUCAUACGAAAGAACAAUGUGAAAAAUUUUGUAUGAAUACAACAACGACUGGGAAAAUUGAUCGCAAAGUGGUACCGAAUACAACAGUAGCCAGUAGAAGAAUAAAUGCAUCAACUACACGAAUCAUUUACAUAACAAAAUCACAAAGAAAAUAA